AGUGGACUUCUAUAACGUUACUUUACUGAUAAUUGAUUACAUUGCUGUGCUUCCGGUUUGUGACUUAUCCUCUGUCUAUCAGCAUCAGCAUCACGCCUCCUCUCGCGCGCAGCAGCAGCAUCCACGAGCUCUUGUGUAACAUGCGCACAGCCCGAGGGAUUUCCAGGGGUGUUUUUGUGGUUCACGUCGGGCUAAAACACUUUAGAUGGAUAAAGACUUUUUUCCUGAGCCGGGACGUUUAUUGACAUUUGUGAGGAAACUCAAAGAGGUGUUUGACGUGUGUGACGAAGACUCAGACGGGUAUAUCCGCCCUGAACACUUUGUGCAGUUGGGUUCCCAGUUUGGACAAGCAGAACAGGUGAAGAAGUUGGCCCAAUGUCUAGACCCCGACACUUUUGGGAGGAUCAACUUCAAAAACUUCUGCCGUGGCGUCCUAACCAUGAAAGGUUAUGUUGGGAUCCUUAAAAAGGAAAGAAGGACACAGUUCAUCACAGGGCCAUAUGAGACAGCUAAGAGUUGUUAUCGGGGUGGUGAGGAGGAGCGGCUUUGUCCGGUCAUCAUGUGCACACGGGCCUAUCCUGACCCCGUCCCUGAGCGCAAGCUGUUUCCAGGAGAGGUGGAGGAGCCUGAGGAAGAGGUUGCAGACGAGGCCAGGGAGAGGGAAUUGGACAGAGACAGUGCAGUGGAAACCACCCAAGGGUCAGACACCUUUGACGGGCUGAUCAGACCUGGAGACAAGGAAGACGCACUGGGGGAUCUCUUUUUCUCUGGGGAGAAGUGUGGUCAGACCAGCAUCUCAGUGACCUCUGACCUAUCAACACGUUCCUCCGCUUCUCUGAACGAGGAGCAGUUUGAGGACUACGGAGAAGGGGAGGAACCGGACUUCACUCCCAGCAGCCCCUGCCCGGAAGACGAGACUCGGACCAACGGCUACUCUGACCUCGGCUCAUCUGUUCCCUCUAGUGCAGGCCAGACCCCUCGCAAGGUGCGUCAGCAUUACACCGGUGAACUGAUGGAUGUCUACUGUUCUCAGUGCAGCAAAAAGGUCAACCUGCUAAAUGACCUGGAAGUUCGCCUCAAAAACCUCAAGGCAAACAGCCCCAACAGGAAAAUCACCAGCACUGCCUUUGGAAGGCAGCUGCUUCACAACAGCAACUUGAGCAGCAGUAACGGCAGCACGGAAGACCUUUUCCGAGACAGCAUUGACUCCUGUGACAUUGAUAUUAAUGAGAAGGUGAGUUCCCUGGAAAAGAAGGUGGCAGAACUCGAGAAUGAUAUUAUGAUGAACGGUGAUCUCAAGUCCAAGCUGAAGCAGGAGAACACACAUCUGGUGCACAGGGUUAAUGAGCUUGAGGAGCAGCUGAAAGACCAGGAGACGCGUGCAGAACAAAUUCUACAGGAGGGGCUAAGACGACACCGAGAGUCCUACAGCAAGAUGGAGAGAGACAAGAACACACAGAUAGAGCUGCUGACCAACCGAGUUAAGCAGGUGGAGGAAGAGAACAGUGAGAUGAGUCUUAGCCUGUGCCGGCUCAAAUCACAGACAGAGAAACUGGAUGAGGAGAAGCAAAGGAUGACAGACAAGCUGGAAGACACCAGUUUGCGCUUGAAGGAUGAGAUGGACCUUUACAGGAAAAUGAUGGACAAACUGAGACAGAACAGACAACAGUUCCAGAAAGAAAAAGAAGCCAUGCAAGAGCUGAUAGAGGACCUGCGUCGAGAGCUGGAGCAUUUGCAGCUCUUCAAGCUGGAGACAGAGAGGCCGGGCCGCAGUCGCAGCUCUUCCUCUGGGCUGGCGGACUUCAACAGCAGGACCAGGGAGGUGGAGCUAGAGCAUGAGGUCAAGAGGCUCAAGCAGCGAUUUGUGUCCCAGGACUUUCUUCCCCCUGAAUUCCAGCACCUGGUGUUGUCUGGGGCUCGGCUCCGUCCUGGUCUGAUGGAGAACCAGAAGCUGAAGGAGCAGAACGACGAGCUUAACGGUCAGAUCCUCAGCCUCAGUCUGUAUGAAGCCAAGACCCUGUUCGCCACACAGACCAAGGCCCAGUCUCUAGCUGCUGAGAUAGAAAAUGCCUCCAGAGACCAGUUAAUGGAAGCCCUGAAGGAGCAGGAAGAAAUCAACAUACGUCUGCGACAGUACAUGGACAAAAUCAUCCUGUCCAUCCUGGACCACAACCCCUCCAUCCUGGAGAUCAAGGGCGACUAGCAGUGACUCAACUGGAAUGAGAAUCGUUUCCGCUCUCUGGAGAAUGAGGAACAUUCCAGUUGUUUGACCAGAACCUGCAACUCGAGUCAGGAAUCUGUAAAGGAAAGCGGAGAGAACCAGAGCCAGUCUGAGGAACUGGAACAUAUAAAUAGACACGCAUCGCCCCCUGCUGUUUGUGGCAGUGAAAUAACUUCUAGAAUGGGAUUCUACGCUGCACUAAAGGGAGUUUUCUCAACCAGGGACUGCUCUCUGACUGCAGGUCAUACUACUGUGACUCUUCAACUUGAUCUACCCUGCUCUGUUUUUAUUCACUGUCUAUGCUGUGAACUGUUGUUACUGUCACAACGUUGAUCUCAUAUGACAAAACAGGUAAUUUCUUCCCAGGAACAUCCUGAGCUCAACAUGCUUUGAGGAUCGACAAAGUUGCUUGAUGUAGUACACUGGACAUAAUGUACCUUGGAAUUAAAACUGGAACAAUGUAACAAACCUGAUGUGGGUUCUACUAUUUCCUGUUGUAAUAUUAGUUGUAUUAUUCACGGAUAGUUUGGUAUGAUGUUUUAGGAAAAUACAGUGAGACAGACGAACCAGUUGGCAAGCAGACUGUAAACCCAACUCUCAGAGGCAUGAAGGCAGGUAAACUCUCCAUCGUUUCUCCUCUGUCAUGUAGGUGUUCUCUGAAGAAUGCAUGUUGACGACGUUUUUCGACAGGCACGUUUUAAGAGAGGAUAGAGAACAGGGUCAAAGUGGUCAGAGAAAGAAAACAAUAGGAACCCCUGUAACUACAAGGAAGCAGAAGAUUUGAAGUGAGCUUAAGAAGUAGGGCGUCAGAUGAUGGACCUUGUAUGCGAGCAAAGGAGGGUUUUGGUGAAGUCGGUGAUGGUUAAUUGAAGGUGGAUUGGUUUUAUUCUCAAAAAAAUGUCUUCCAGUAACCUUGCAAAAGCACUUGCAAUGUCAAUCAGUCAAAUAGUGAGUCUUUUUUCACUGAGAAGUGGCUCUUAGUUGGUUCAGAUGAGUAGGAGGGUGUCACUUUAUUGAGCAGAAGCUGCAACCAAGGAGUGUCUUUAAACUGUAACUUCCAUGGAUGCUAUUUGCUAGCAAUGCAUUGUCUUAAAAAAGGUACAUUGUUGCUACCCAUAGACCCAAUGAUGUUGCACAGAAAUAUAAGGAUAUGAAUGUACAGGGUGUGUGGUGGAUUUCCAUCGCUGUGACUGGUAGCCAUUGUAACAUGGUUUACUGAAUCAUCUCUCUAGGCUCAGUGAAAUCACCUCAGAUAUUGUACGUGAGCAUGCACAGGAGAUUGUUUUUGGUACAAAAAAACUGGAUUAGCAAUCUCAUUGAAGCCUACAGGUUGCAGAUUGUUUUUAAAGCCCUCUGUAACUCUAAUACUGUAAAUAUUAUGAAUGUACAACUGGAUAUUUCACUUUCUGUGAGGCCAAAAAGGCUUUUUGACUUUAAUCUCUGUAAUUGGUUCAGAUGCGUUUUAACACACAUGUAUUCAUUACUGUAAUGAAGAGGGCAUUGUACAGGGAGGGAAAACAAUUACAAUCUGCUGCAUUACCGUAUGUUAUUAUUCUAAACUUGAGUUUUGCUUCCUUGCACAAACAAACGUUUUGCUUCCUUUUGCAUGGUUCACCUAUUCUUCUGUCUGUGCCUUUUGAGGAUAUUUUUCAAGACAAUGUUGCUAUAGAUUUACAUAGUUUUUUGAAGGUACAUUCUAUGUCUACGUCUGAAAUAUUUUCUUGACUUGUAAAUGUUGUAAUUAUAUAGUGAUAAUUUGUAUUCAUGUGCCACUCACCACUCUUUUUUCACAUUGAUACUAUGAAAACAAUUUUAUACAGUUUUAUCAAAAAACUUUGCUUAGGUGUCCUAUUAGAAAAGCGAUAUAGCACAAUGCUUUGUAUGGUAUGCAGGCCAGGUUAGCAUUUUGGAAAUAUUUUUUUGUUAGUCCCGGUAAGUCCAUUGCUUUUCAAUAUGCUUUAUACUGGCUUUUACAUGGUUGUAAAAUGUCUUCCUAACUUAAACUAAAUGGUGAGCAUUAUGAGCAAUAUUAACUUAUUUACCAAUACCUGCUGAUUUGUGUUUUGUUUUGCUUCACAAAUAUUUUCACUCUAUAGCUGCUCGUGCCAUUCUAGUUAAAAAAAAAAAAAAGAAACAGUACAUUAAGAUGUAAAAUUUGUCACAGACCCAUUUCUUGUAGCUCUUAAAUUUUGAAUCAUUAGGGCUAUCCAAUGUGAUGUAGUCACUAAAACAGCAAUAAAAUGGCUUUGGUAGUGAUGCCGUCUCAUUAAAUUUAUUUUAAAUGAAAUGUAUUUCUCAUUUCCAUUUAUAUAUCUGUAAUAUAACAAGAAAUCAAUUAGUCUAUGCCUACACUGCUGAUGUCUUAGCUGCCAUUGUGUUUUACAUACUGUUCUGUAAAUAAAAAAAACAUUUGAGCUGA
Molecule: messenger RNA, 4640 nt
Organism: Perca flavescens (yellow perch)
Lineage: Eukaryota; Metazoa; Chordata; Actinopteri; Perciformes; Percidae
Gene: rab11fip4b
Product: RAB11 family interacting protein 4 (class II) b
Exons: 16
Coding region: 206-2203 (665 amino acids)
Biological process (GO): endocytic recycling; regulation of cytokinesis
Cellular component (GO): cleavage furrow; endocytic vesicle; recycling endosome membrane
Molecular function (GO): calcium ion binding
Source: RefSeq, a predicted model, not a curated record